AUGGCGCAAGAUGGCGCAAGGGCGAAUCGCAAGGGAAACCUACGGAACCCCAAACUGACCAAAGCCUUCCAGUCGCUCGUCGACGCGCUGGUGCAGCAGCAUGUUUCUGAACUCCGCGAAACCGAGCGCAGCGCCAAGCGCCUCCGCCGGUCCAUGGACAACGCAGAAGCCGCGAGGGAGCUGAACAGGCAACUCCGGCACUCGCAGUCUUCGCCCUCGCCGAUCUACGGCACCUACUCGCCGAACGGCGUCAAUGGCGUCGCCACACCAGGCAGCGAGGUCGGGAUCUCUUCACAGGAGCCGAAGCACCUCAAGCUUGGGCGAGGCUCGACAACGUCGCAGCAGCUGCUGUGCCGGCAGCGGCAGGCGUUGCCGGAGGUGAAUGCCGACAAGGUCCUUGAGGCUUUGGCCGUGGAGGCCGUGCCGUCGAGCGCAUCCGGCGUUUCGGCGGAGCUGGAUCACGUCCUCUCCCAUGAGCUGAUCCCUGGCAAGCGCGAGCAGACGUCUGCCACGUUUGGUUUCUUCUCUGAAACCGACUCGAGCAUGUUGGCGCGAUGGCGAAGUAUGAACUAUCGGCAGCGGAUGGCAACAUGGUUGGAGUCCAACCACUUCGAGAUGCUGAUCUCCUUCGCGCUGUGCAUCAACGUGCUGUGGAUGGCGUUCGAGCUCCAGGUCCACGGCUCCAUGACGGGCUUCGAGAUUGGCGUUUUCCCCACGCCCAUGAUGCCCAAGGAGACCUGGCCGACCUGGGAGGCUUGGCUCCUCGUCGGCGACAUGGCGUUCGCAGGCUUCUUCGCCCUUGACGUGGUCGUGCGUGUGCUGGUCUUGGGUCUGACAUUCUGGAAGGCCUGGAUGAACUACAUCGACGUGAUUGUGAGCGUGAUCUCCCUGGUCGAGCUGACGGCGACCUUCUACACCAUGCCGAUCAACCCGAUUCUCUUUCGGCUCCUUCGCAUGGGCAAGCUCACCAGGGCCAUCCGAGUGGUCUCAAUGACCAGCGUGCUGGCGUCCUUGCAGCUGCUGAUCAAAUGCCUGGCCGCAAGCAGAGAUAUGCUUUUCUGGAGCUUUUGCUUGCUCACCUUUGUUCAGUGCAUCGCUGGAAUGGUUGUGAGUACUCUCUGCUGGGAGUACUUGCGUGACGAGAACUUCGACCCGGGCCUCCGGGAAGAUGUCUUUCGCUACUACGGCACCUUCAGCCGGACCUUCCUCUCCAUGUUCGAAAUCCUCUUUGCCAACUGGAGCCCGCCGUGCCGCAUACUGGUGGAGCAUGUCAGCGAGUGGUUCUCGAUUUUCUUCCUGCUGUACCGGUGCGUGCUCGGUUUUGCUGUCCUGAACGUGGUAAAUGCCGUUUUCGUCCAGCAGACCAUGAAGACUGCUAGCUCCGAUGAGGAUCUUGCUUUCAAGCAGAAGGAGAAGGACAUCGCCAUGUACCACCGCAAGGUGAAGAAGCUCUUUGCGACCAUGGACUCAUCGGGUGAUGGCGCGAUAAACUUCGACGAGUUCUCGAAGUUGGUCAAGUCGCCCAAGCUCAGGUUUUGGAUGAGUCAGCUGGAGCUUGAGUACCACGACCUCCUUUCUCUCUUUGAAUUUCUGGACAACGGCGAUGGGCAGAUCACGCUCCAUGAGUUCAUCGAGGGCGCCUCGCGCCUGAAGGGCCACGCCAAGGCCAUCGACAUCUGGCGCAUGGAGACCAAGGUCGAGGUUCUCUUCGAGGAGGUCCUGCACAUCCUCCGUGGCGACGACAAAGAGGAGACAGAAGUCCUCGAGCCACAGUCGCCCGAAGCGCGGAAAAUUUCGAGUAUCCAGGAGAUUUUCGACCACUCAGUCUUCCGCCACAUCAAGGCCACAACCUUUGUCCACGACUCGGUCCACGACCCCAGCAACUCCGGGGAGGUCCAGCCGACUCAUACAACUGGCACAAGACUCGGGACUUCCGUCAGUGAGGGCACACAAUUGGGGACUUCCGUAGGUGAGGACCCUGAUCACGAUCACCAUCUGCCCUAG
This is a messenger RNA of Symbiodinium natans, 2004 nucleotides long. The record is from the annotation of a GenBank genome assembly. Lineage: Eukaryota; Dinophyceae; Suessiales; Symbiodiniaceae.